Paramecium tetraurelia is the source of this 1218-nucleotide messenger RNA. RefSeq lists its product as uncharacterized. The record is from RefSeq and is a predicted model, not a curated record. The transcript is spliced from 3 exons. NCBI's taxonomy places the organism in Eukaryota, Ciliophora, Oligohymenophorea, Peniculida, Parameciidae. Gene Ontology annotation, cellular component: nuclear inner membrane. Gene Ontology annotation, biological process: nuclear membrane organization.
AUGAAAUAUUUGAAAUUAUUUACCCUUAUUUCAAUUACAUUAGGUUCAGAGAUUCAAAAACAUAUUCAUCACCUUCGAUCAGGUUCCGAAGAUUUGGAAACAAAUUUGAUAUUUGCUGGAGUGGCGUGCAUAGCAAUCUCUUUUAUAUUAUUGUAGUUCAAUGAAAGAAAAGCGGCUAUCAAUUCAUAUCGCCUUUAAUAUGCAAGAUAGAAUUGUAUCUCCCUUACACCUUUUUAAGAAUCAAACCCCGAAGAUUUAAUUCACAUCACUGGUUAAUUGAUCACUGAUGAAUUAGUAACUGAUAAAGAAUUUGGUGUCUCUUAAAUCAAUUGUGUAAAGUUGUAUAGAAAUGUGGAAAUGUAUUAAUGGGUUGUGGGAGAGAAGUAGAAAGAGCAAUAAUGGGUCGAUCAUUAUGUUGAAAACUCUUUUGGAUAUAAUAAUGACAAAUCUAAAUGGAUUUUAAAUUCAGAGACCUUCUUAAAUAUAAGUGUUAAAUUGCAUCAAUUUGAAUUGCCUGAGGACAUGAAAACCCAACUCAAUACUCCUUUAGAAACUGUCAAAUUGAAUUAGGCAAAUGUUCAGAUAUUCUAAUAGAGAUACAAGGAUAAAGGAUAUAGAAGAUUCUUAUUAUAAGAUGACUACAUCUACAUGCAUUAGGUUGAAGAUCAAAUUGUAAAUGGGGAUUUGAGAAUAUGUUUCAAAUAAGUAAUUUGUAGUGAUGCCACAAUAGUUGCUAGAGCGAUCAUCAAUUCACUUUUGGUUUGGUAAUUUGAAGAUACAUAUAAUAAAACUGUAUCCAAAUAAAAUCAAGUGCAAGAGAAGGAGUUAUCUGAUACCUAACUUCCAAAUGAGGACAAACCAAUCAAACAAAUUUAUUGGAUUUUUUAAGGUCUUUUUACUCCUGAAGAAUGUCUUUAAAAAGUAGUUAAUGAAAAUGCUUUGCUUUUUUGGGUCUUUAGAAGUAUUGGCUAUAUUUUGAUAGCUGUGGGAUCGAUAAUUUUAUUAUCUCCUGUAUCAUAAUUAUCGUAAUUGAUUUAAUCAGAUCAACUGAGUGGAUUUGGUUUUAUUAUUUAUGGCCUUAUUGGUGCAAUACCUAUCAAUAUAUUCUCCAUUUGCUUUUGCUGGUUAUACUAUCGUCCUAUGAUUGGAUUACUAUAGUUGUUGAUAUCUUUAAUCUUAGGUGGAAGUAUUUUUUAUUAUGCUUACAAAAACUAAUGA